AUGGGAACACGGGCUGGGAGAGUUUUGUCAGUACUUCUUAUGACUUCACUGUAUGAUGUAAUAAUGGAUGGAGUUUAGAGAAACCGUUAUUUAUCUUCCAUCUUUCCUCUCUCUCCCUCUCCCUGCCUCUCUCUCAUAUCUGUCUCUCCUCUCCUCUCUGUAGGACGAGGAGGGCGAUCGCUGGUAUCUGGGCUGUAUCUGUGUUCUUACCAGCAGCGUCUGUAGGGGUGUUGGUGUGGUACCACUCUACUGGACCCUGCUCCCUGCACAUCUGCUCCCUGCCCCUCUUCCUGGUCCUCACCGUCAGCCAGUCCACUCCCAUGCAGGUGGCUCUCAGUCAAUCAAUCAAGCAAUCAAUCAACAAAGCAAUCGCAGUGGAGAUUACUGUGUAAACCAGGGGUAGGCAACCCUGGUCCUGGAGUGCUUCAUGUUUUUGAUUUAACUGACCUGGAAGACCAGGUGUGUUGAAUUUAGGCAAUCACUGAACCGAUCAAUUAGCUCAGUUGGUCUGGUGUGGUGCCUAGUUGGAACAAAAUCCUGCAGUACCUGCGGCAUCCCAGGAACAGGGUUGCCUACCCCUGAUGUAAAAGAGAGUGGAGUGUUGUAGAGAAUCGAAGGACCAUGAAUGUAAUAAGAAACCUUAAGGCCGGUAGCAAUCACUACAGAAUGUCCAGUCAGAACAAGGAUGAGGCGGGUGUUCAGGUUAAGGGGAGUUUAAUGGAAUAAGAUGUUCACAUCCACACAAAUCUGACCACUCAUGGUUCAGAUAACAUAUGUGGUUCUGAAAGGAAAACGGAGAAAGAAAAUGUAGACAAUAGCACUGCUAUAAUAUGAAUGCCAUGGCUGUAUAAGCUAGCACAGGUAAGUAUAUAACAGCAAGGGCUAUACACUACAGCAGGCAUAAGGCCUAGUCACAUGGCAAUAGACUACACAACCUAUUAGACUUGUACAGUUGUGGUCAAAAGUUUUGAGAAUGACACAAAUAUUAAUUUUCACAAAGUCUGCUGCCUCAGUUUUUAUGAUGGCAAUUUGCAUAUACUCCAGAAUGUUAUGAAGAGUGAUCAGAUGAAUUGCAAUUAAUUGCAAAGUCCCUCUUUGCCAUGAAAAUGAACUUAAUCCCCAAAAGACAUUUCCACUACAUUUCAGCCCUGCCACAAAAGGACCAGCUGACAUCAUGUCAGUGAUUCUCUCGUUAACACAGGUGAGAGUGUUGACGAGGACAAGGCUGGAGAUCACUCUGUCAUGCUGAUUGAGUUAGAAUAACAGACUGGACGCUUUAAAAGGAGGGUGGUGCUUGAAAUCAUUGUUCUUCCUCUGUUAACCAUGGUUACCUGCAAGGAAACACGUGCUGUCAUCAUUGCUUUGCACAAAAAGGGCUUCACAGGCAUGGAUAUUGCUGCUAGUAAGAUUGCACCUAAAUCAACCAUUUAUCGGAUCAUCAAGAACUUCAAGGAGAGAGGUUAAAUUGUUGUGAAGAAGGCUUCAGGGCGCCCAAGAAAGUCCAGCAAGCGCCAGGACCGUCUCCUAAAGUUGAUUCAGCUGCGGGAUCGGGGCACCACCAGUGCAGAGCUUGCUCAGGAAUGGCAGCAGGCAGGUGUGAGUGCAUCUGCACGCACAGUGAGGCGAAGACUUUUGGAGGAUGGCCUGGUGUCAAGAAGGGCAGCGAGGAAGCCACUUCUCUCCAGGAAAAACUUCAGAGACAGACUGAUAUUCUGCAAAAGUUACAGGGAUUGGACUGCUAAGGACUGGGAUAAAAUAGUUUUCUCUGAUGAAUCCCCUUUCCGAUUGUUUGGGGCAUCCGGGAAAAAGCUUGUCCGGAGAAGACAAGGUGAGCACUACCAUCAGUCCUGUGUCAUAACAACAGUAAAGCAUCCUGAGACCAUUCAUGUGUGGGGUUGCUUCUCAGCCAAGGGAGUGGGCUCACUCACAAUUUUUCCUAAGAACACAGCCAUGAAUAAAGAAUGGUACCAACACAUCCUCAGAGAGCAACUUCUCCCAACCAUCCAAGAACAGUUUGGUGACGAACAAUGCCUUUUCCAGCAUGAUGGAGCAACUUGCCAUAAUGCAAAAGUGAUAACUAAGUGGCUCGGGGAACAAAACAUCGAAAUUGUUGGUCCAUGGCCAGGAAACUCCCCAGACCUUAAUCCCAUUGAGAACUUGUGGUCAAUCCUCAAGAGGCGGGUGGACAAACAAAAACCCACAAAUUAUGAAAAACUCCAAGCAUUGAUUAUGCAAGAAUGGGCUGCCAUCAGUCAGGAUGUGGCCCAGAAGUUAAUUGACAGCAUGCCAGGUCGGAUUGCAGAGGUCUUGAAAAAUAAGGUUAAACACCGCAAAUAUUGACUCGUUGCAUAAACUUAAUGGAAUUAUCAAUAAUGCCUUUGACACUUAUGGAAUGCUUGUAAUUAUACUUUAGUAUACCAUAGUAACAUCUGACAAAAAUAUCUAAACACUGAAGCAGCAAACUUUGUGAAGAUCAAUACUUGUGUCAUUCUCAAAACUUUUGACCACGGCUGUACACAUGAAACUCAGGCAAAUGUGCUCAAAUAAACAUUACAGUAAUGUUGAAAUGUAUACAUAAUAUAAAUACAAUGAGCAUGAGUGAUAUAUUGAAUAGAAAAUAGCCUGGCACCAUAAAUGAGAAAUGCUAAUAAACGGCUAAUCGCUAACAGUCAUGCUAAAAUGCUCAUGCAUUCCAACGCAAAAUGCUAACGGUAGUGCUAACGCUAUCAGGAGCGCGAGCUAGCUAACAAGCUCAACACACGGUAAUUAUAGACCACAAAACUUAGCUCCACAUAAUAUGACACAGGUCUCAAGGCAUUUACGUUUAGAUGCACGCUCAAUUAAACAUCAGACAUACAGGGAUUCAGUCCACAGGAGGAAAAGUUCACCAGGAGGGCAAACUGUGGAAAUUAUCAUCAGGAUUGGGAAAGCACGUUUCUGGCCACACAGCGUGCUGGGUCAUAGACUAACUGAAACCGAAGCCCCGGGAAUCAAGGCCACUGAUAGGCUGAACGAGAUGUGGUGAUAAUUAUUUGUCGUGACAUUAACCAAUAAGACAAUAACAAAAGUGGGGGUCCUUUGAAUGGGAGACUAAGCUGCCUGACUAGAACUAAUCAAGGGAUGGCUAGAAUCAGCUGACUGCAGCUGGCCGUUUUAACACCUGAUGUAAACCUAAACAAUAAUUACAUUCUAGAGUGAGAAGGUUUAUGUAUAUUACAAUUUUAUUACUUUGGUAUAAUAUCUACUUUAUGUAUUGUAAAGUGAAACCAAUAUCUGUUUUUGCACACUAUUGGAUUCUUUUUCAGUACAUUACAUUGUCAUUCUCAGGUGUCCAUGCUGCUGACAGUAACAGGCAUCCUCCUCAUCCUGCUCCUGGUCUUCUCUGGCUAUGUCGUUCUGUACUAUCGCACCCGCAUGUCUGGCGUGUGGAGAGGAGAACGCUCCUCCCGGGCCAAAGGCACAUUCCUCAUCCACUACCUCCACCUCUUCCUGUCCUUCCUGCCCAUGUUGGUGCUUCUCAUCAAGCUACUGCUCUACUGCCACCUUGAUGCCCUGGACCUGCGUGCCAACCUGUGGGUGUCCCUGGUGGUGUGUAACAUCCUCCUGGUGCUCCCCAAGGCCCUGGCUCCCUACCUUUACGGCUUCAGGUACAGAGACCUGUGUGAGGCCCUGUUGGCCUUUUAUGGGCUGAAGCGGCCCACCGCCAUCUCGCCUGUCAUGUGA
Molecule: messenger RNA, 3723 nt
Organism: Coregonus sp. 'balchen'
Lineage: Eukaryota; Metazoa; Chordata; Actinopteri; Salmoniformes; Salmonidae
Source: the annotation of a GenBank genome assembly